Molecule: messenger RNA, 1320 nt
Organism: Folsomia candida
Lineage: Eukaryota; Metazoa; Arthropoda; Collembola; Entomobryomorpha; Isotomidae
Product: mitochondrial mRNA pseudouridine synthase Trub2
Exons: 7
Coding region: 223-1242 (339 amino acids)
Biological process (GO): pseudouridine synthesis; RNA processing; glutathione biosynthetic process
Cellular component (GO): glutamate-cysteine ligase complex
Molecular function (GO): enzyme regulator activity; glutamate-cysteine ligase catalytic subunit binding; pseudouridine synthase activity
Source: RefSeq, a predicted model, not a curated record
AAUUGGCCGACUUUUGUAAAAAAGAAGGAAUUCAACUUCUUACUCACAGCGACCCAAUUAAUGCACUGAGCCAGGAGAAAAUAAAUAUGCUGAUUGAAGCAUUGGCAUCGCAUGACACCUUCAAGAGUGAGAGCUCUUCUGUCCAUUGGGAUUUAAAAUGGGUUGUUCGCUAUCAAGUUCAUCUGAAAAGUCGAGGAGUUGUAGCUACAAAGGGGCUAAUCGAUGGCUUUGGUCAACGGAUCAAGAUCAACUAUUUUGCGACAAGCAACUUCGGCAUGGGGAUUGUUAAAUGGAGUUAUAUGUGUCUACAAGCAGCCAGGAAUAUCAGUUGGAGCAACACAUAAAAUUUUGAAAAACAAAAUAUGCCAAGAUCUCAAUUCAAUGCAACGUAUCCCUAGACAAGAAGUAGUGCAGAUACAACGAGUUCCAAAGACUAAACCCAUCGGUGAAAUUCAUUCAAUAAACACUGAAGUGGACCAUGAAGUAAUAGGAGAAAUUGAUGAUGGUAAAGGGAUCAUCAGAAUUGUUAAACAGAAAAGCUUUGCAGACCACCCUUUACUAGUAGGACCAGGCUAUACAUGGCAGGAUGUGAAAAUUGCAAAUGCCAACAAGUUAGGACUCGAAUCUUCUGGCGUAAUGGUUCUCGGUAUCAACAAAGGACUGUUCCAAGCUCAGUUGAUUGAUAAGAAUAGAUGGCUGAAAACCUACGUAGUAUCAGGCCAAUUUGGGAAAGCCACCGACACAUUUUUUCACAGUGGGAAAGUACUCGAGAAGGCCAAGUUUGAGAAAAUUCAAAGGUUUCUUAUUGAUCGCAUGCUUGCCAGAAGUCAAGCGUCACACCAAAAAUUGGCUUUCGAUGUGGCAGGCGUUCGAAUGGACACUGAAAGAGCGUAUGAAUUAGCCAGUCAAGGUGUUGUUCGUGCUGCUACUGAAUCAUCCCCAAUUAUAUAUUCAGUUAAAUGUAUCAAAUUUGAUCUCCCUCAUUUCGACUUGGAAAUCAGCACAAUCAACGAAACUGAAAACUACUUGUGUCGAUUCAUUCAUGAACUGGGAUUAAAACUACAUUCAGUCGCUGUAUGUACAAAGAUAAGAUGCACAAAAGUCGGACCAUUCAGCUCAGACCUAGCAUUACUACAAAAGCACUGGAACCUAGAAUAUGUUUUGGACAACAUUAGUAAAACAUCAGAGAUUUUAAAGAACUUUAAUUUGUUUGAAAGGGAACCAAUGGUGGGGAAGGUCUAGAGCAUAAAAGGAAUAAAUAUUUUUGAUUUUCAUGGAACAUUUUUUAUGGUCCGUAUGAAUCUAAUCCUGAGAAUAAUA